Messenger RNA from Tarenaya hassleriana, 1161 nucleotides. RefSeq names its product proliferating cell nuclear antigen 2. The coding region runs from base 117 to 911 and encodes 264 amino acids. Gene Ontology annotation, biological process: translesion synthesis; mismatch repair; regulation of DNA replication. NCBI's taxonomy places the organism in Eukaryota, Viridiplantae, Streptophyta, Magnoliopsida, Brassicales, Cleomaceae. The record is from RefSeq and is a predicted model, not a curated record. The transcript has 4 exons. Gene Ontology annotation, molecular function: DNA binding; DNA polymerase processivity factor activity. Gene Ontology annotation, cellular component: PCNA complex.
AAGUUCAAUGAAAUUCCCAAUUUCUCUCAGGAUUCACGGAGAACCCUAACCCUAACCCUAACUUCCGAUUACGAACCGAUUCGAAACCUACUCCCCCAAAAUUUUCAGGGAAAAAGAUGUUGGAACUUAGGCUGGUUCAGGGCUCUCUCCUGAAGAAGGUGCUAGACGCGAUUAAGGAUCUGGUGAACGAUGCCAACUUCGAUUGUUCGAGCUCUGGGUUCUCGCUCCAGGCCAUGGACUCCAGCCACGUGGCUCUGGUGUCCCUGCUGCUGAGAUCCGAAGGGUUCGAGCACUACCGGUGCGACAGGAACAUCUCCAUGGGAAUGAACCUCGGCAACAUGUCUAAGAUGCUCAAAUGUGCCGGUAAUGAUGACAUCAUCACCAUCAAAGCUGAUGACGGUAGCGACACCGUCACCUUCAUGUUCGAGAGCCCUACACAAGACAAGAUUGCUGAUUUCGAGAUGAAGCUGAUGGAUAUUGACAGUGAACAUCUCGGAAUACCUGAUGCGGAGUACCACGCCAUUGUGAAAAUGCCGUCUGUUGAGUUUGCAAGGAUCUGCAAAGAUCUCAGCAGUAUCGGGGACACUGUUGUGAUAUCUGUGACUAAAGAAGGGGUGAAAUUUUCCACCAAGGGUGAUAUUGGGACUGCUAACAUUGUGCUCAGGCAGAAUACAACUGUUGACAAGCCGGAGGAUGAAAUUGCGAUAGAGAUGAAUGAGCCAGUGUCAUUGUCAUUUGCAUUGAGGUACAUGAAUUCCUUCACAAAGGCAACUCCAUUGUCGGGGACAGUGACGAUCAGCUUGUCAUCUGAGCUGCCAAUCGUGGUGGAGUAUAAGAUAGCCGAGAUGGGUUACAUUCGUUUCUACUUGGCUCCCAAGAUCGAAGAAGAAGAGGAAGAGACCAAACCCUAAACGCCACAGCCACAGCUUCUACUAGUAAUCAACGGCGAAGAACUCCUUGUGAUGAUAUUGUUGUUCUUGUGGGAUUCCAUUCUGUGUUUUUCCUUGAAGUAGAUAACUGCCUUGUUGGAAAUUUUGUCUGUCUUUUGUUUUUGCUAUGUCAAAUGUUAGAUUAGAUCAUCAGAAGCAGAGCACUCUGGCUUGGGUUCUUGUCGUUUGGACAAAUCUAUUUAGAAAGAGACAAAAUGACAUUUUACCCUUA